Messenger RNA from Patiria miniata (bat star), 4065 nucleotides. RefSeq names its product phosphatidylinositol 4,5-bisphosphate 5-phosphatase A-like. Gene Ontology annotation, molecular function: phosphatase activity. Bases 1 to 3060 code for a protein of 1019 amino acids. Lineage: Eukaryota; Metazoa; Echinodermata; Asteroidea; Valvatida; Asterinidae. The record is from RefSeq and is a predicted model, not a curated record. The transcript is spliced from 13 exons. Gene Ontology annotation, biological process: phosphatidylinositol dephosphorylation.
AUGGCCAUGGACAGUUUGGUUGGUUUAGACUCCAUCUCCAGUCUGGAUCCAGAUAACAUGCUGUCUGCAAGGUCCACCAGCUCGUUAAGUUCUACGGAUGAUGUCUUAUCCGGCAAUCCAUCACGCAAGAAGAAAGCCAACACACUCUCUCGCUUGAGGAAACUUAAAAAGCCAGGAUCUGCCAUUCUUCAAGGGAAGGUAGAUGGACUGGCGUCCUCCUCACCCAUCAGUGACAUCAAGGAUUUAGCAGGGAACCAGCUGGAUAAACACAUCAAUGGAAAUAUUACAGACGUGUCGGAAAGCGUGCAUGAAACCAAAGAGAGUGCCGACAGCAGAAUUCAAGACGGAAGGGAAGAAAUCUCAUCAUUUUCGUCUAGAGCGAGGGACUCGCUUAAGUUGAAACCGUCACCUUCUCCCCGCAUCAAGCCUCGCCGCAUCAGGCCACUAGAUGGCACUCUCGAUAGCUCAGAGGACAAACUGGACAGUGGUAGUGCAAGACGUAACACUAGUGAGCUAGACAGUUUGAUCGGUCCACUGCCGCUUGCAAGACCGACAAGGGUCACCCCGCUUGACGGAGAGGUGGAACCCAUCACCGUGAAAAAUGGCACAAGUACAGACUUCACAGAUAUGAAAAAAGACACAAACAGCAAUAGUUUAUUGAGUAUCGAACCUAAACCCUCUCCCCGAGUCAAGCCCCGCCGAUUUGCAAAUCUGGGAACGGACUCGAGUGAUAUUGCAGCAAAACCUAAGGAACGGACGGAAAAACGUUCUGUGUUUUCAGAAGAAUGGUCUACUGUUCAAGACGAGCAGAAGACGAAAGAGGCCCAGCUCAGUAAUGGCAUUUUCAAACCAGUUUCAUCAAGUCUGGACCGUGUUUCGAUGCUGCCCCCUCUUGAAAUUACUAAGACAACACUCAAUGAAAACACUGUUGAAGACUUGCCUGAAUCACUGCAAUCGGACAAGAAACCUGUUGAGGAAAAUAUUGUCCCAGUGGCAGUUGCGACAGAAGAAGCAAUACUGCCCCAGUCGUCUGAAAUAGUCCAAAGUGGCCCGGCACAUUUGGAAAACUUGACAAAAUCAAAUGCGACAUCCGAAGCAGUGUUGGAAGAAGCUUCCACACUCGAUGAUGCUGUGAACUUUGAUGAGGAUUCAGAUGCUGAAGAUUUAAUAGUCGUUCCGGAUAAUAGCCCUACGAAAACCAGUCUGGUGACAACAGAAAACAUCAUGAACGAGUCAAUAAGGCGAAGUUCAGGAGAUGGGGAAAGUGACCCUGUAGACAACAUCAAAGGUAGUCGGACUUCUCUCCGAAGUAGUUCCGAUUUCCUGCUUCCUGUAAAGACCUCCACACCUUCGAAAACUGAGUUGAAACAGGAAACCUCGUCGCAAAAUACUGACGAUGAAGAGGAUCUUAUUGUGAGUACUUUUGCAGACAAGGCCAACGGAGGAAUUGAGGAAACGAUCACCGCUACCCAAAAUCAAGGGGAGGAGUCAGUAAUGAAGCGUGUGACUCCUGAAGAAUUGGCGGCAGAGCUGAACAAUUUGAGCGAGGACGAAACAUUGAGGGCGCCCUCUGAGUCCGUCCGAACUGACUCAACUCUCAGAGAAGGUGGUGAUAUCGACGAUGAGAGUGGGGAACAGACUGUUAUCCAACCAACUGUGAAUCACACCAGUAUAGAGUCCGGUGCCCAUACUGAAUAUGCAGAGAUCCCCAGGAGUGAUCGCCCCUCCCCCCUUAUUGGCGAGGCCCCGCCCUCGCUUCCUGUCUCCUCUGCAGACUUUGCCUCAUUCAAACCCGACGACAUUGACAAUUCUGUAGCCAUGUCGGAGCCGAUCUUAGGAACUGCGAGCUGCUCGCAUCUCUCAGACACUAGCCGUUCCUUCAUGUCCACUGGAGCACUGUCCACGAUUACCACAAGAACUGCCAGAAACAAGACCUACCUAACUGGCGGGGCGAGUACGUCAGGAUCAUUACUCAGCAAAGAAGAGCUGGAGCGAUUUUUCCCCGAUCGGAAGGUCAAGAUCUUCAUCGCCACUUGGAACAUGUGUGAAGGAAAGGUAUUACCGGAUAAUCUUGAGGAGUUAUUGCUUCCAGAAGAUUGCGUCUUGGUUCAGGAUCUCUAUGUCAUCGGAACACAAGAAUCAACAUCAGAUGGGCAAGAGUGGGAGAUUCGUCUUCAGGAGACCCUGGGCCCAUCUCAUGUCCUCCUCCACUCAGCCACCCACGGUGUGCUCCGACUUACCAUCUUCAUCAGAAGAGAUCUCAUCUGGUUCUGCUCAGCUGUUGAAGAUGACACUGUGUCCACCAGGGCCUUCUCAAUGAUCAAAACAAAGGGUGCAGUAGCGGCUGGUUUUACAUUCUUUGGGACAUCCUUCCUCUUCAUCAACUGUCACUUUACAGCUGGUGACGAGCAAAUCAAGGAACGCAUCGCCGACUAUGAGAAGAUCAUCAAAGAUUUGCAGCUACCUUUCAAAGUGCCUCCAACCAGAAAGUUCAAUAACCUCAACACUGACGUGACCAGUCGCUUUGACUGCAUCUUCUGGUGUGGAGACUUCAACUUCCGUCUAACAGAGAACCGGGCCAAGGUGGAGAACUGGGCAGGGGAACUACGGGACGGGAAAAAGGCGGACUACAGCAUCUUGCUGAAAUACGACCAACUCAAGAAAAACAUGAAAAAAAAGAGUAUUUUCAUAGGUUUCCACGAGGAAGAGAUUGAGUUCCUACCCACCUACAAAUACGACAUCGGCGGAGAUGUGUACGACUCCUCAUCCAAAGCCAGGGUUCCAUCAUACACGGAUCGUGUGCUGUUCAAGAGUCGCCGGUCGGCCCAAAUCCACAGUGUGCUUUACAAUGCCUGCAAUAGCAUCAAAGUGUCCGACCACCGACCUGUCUAUGCAAUGUUUGAAGUCAAGAUACGACCCGGAAAGGACGAUUCCUUAACAUCCGGAGGCGUGUUUUCACGAGAAGUGUUCAAUGAAGCCAACAAGAGACGUUCAGCCAAGGCAGCCAUGUCAGACAUGAUGAUGUCACAGAAAUCCAGCGCAGUCUGCUCCGUCAUGUAACAAAGUCUCCUCAACCACGGCAGUCAUUCAAUGUCUGGUACCUGCAAGGAUUUCACUUGAGGAGCAUGAAGCAAUGUGCUUUAUUGAUGGUACCAGUCUAUUUUGGUAUGGGUCACACAAUAAAAAAAUGUACUUUUGCACAAAGACAAUAUUCACUUUGUCGACUGUUUAGUGUAGCAAUGAUCUUUAAAAGAACAUUUUUAGUGUACUGGAAUGAUUUUGACCAAUAUUAAACUGUAAAACGCAGGUUUAGUAAAAGUAAAAGUAAGUCUAUCACGAGCCAAUGUGGCCCAUCAGACCAGUGUUUAUCUCCGGUUUCAGUAGCAUGAAACGACUGAGAAUAUUUCUACUCCCCCUGGAUGGGAUGCCAGUCCAUCACAGGUUACUCUCCAGCUAAUGCCGGUACCCAUUUAUACUCCUGGGUGGAGAGAGGCAAGUGGGGAUGAAGUGGCUUGCCCAAGGACACAAUAAUAAUAAUAAUAAUAAUAUAGAUUUAUAUAGCGCACUUAUCCGGAAAACCCGAUCAAGGCACCUACACACACAGAAAUAGUCCAGCUCCAGUAUGACAUAUGACCAGCAGCUGGAUUCGAACCCAUGACCCUGUUUAGAGAUACAGCUUUAAGAAGGUUUUAAGGCAAAGCUCUGUGACUUGUAAUCUGGUGGAUGCUGGAUGCUGUUUAAAGUUCGGCUGGAUUCAACUUAUGUUCACUUUCAUUCAGGUUGUGACAGUGACAUGAAUGGUCUUUCAAAUAUGGGCAUCCGUAACUGGAUAUUUAUGAACGCAGUUUAUACAGUGUGUCCCAAAAAAGUGUCCGUCUAAAUAUUUUGAAAUAAACAAAGUAAAUUUAGAAACUUUUCAAUUGUGCAGAUACUCCUAACCCUUGGCCUAAACCCCUGCGAGUGUCGUUAAAUUUUCCUCACGCCUCGCUGAACAGUGGUCAAUUGAUCACAACAAGUUCCUUGCCCUAAAGCCCGAGUCCAUCAUUUGCAGCUAUUCAAAAAGUA